UGGACGUGGACGGGGUCAGCGGCGAACGACACGAGCGUGACCUUUGGCCGGCCGCCAGCUGCUUGUCGCCGGGUGACCCGACCCGCAAAGAGCACGGCCUCCGACUGUGUCGGAUAGAUCUAGCGGCGCCUGCGCUGCCGGUCCGUGGCAGCUCAGCUCUCAGCUCUCAGCUCCAUAUAAGGCGGCCCAGGCGGCCAGGUAGCCGUCUUCUGCUCUCAGCUGGACAACUGGAAACAGGAUCUGUGCGCAGCGGGGAGGUGACGAUUGCAAUGAUGUCCGCCGGGCACGUGGUCCCGCUGACACUGCUCCUGGCCGCCUGUCUGCACACAUCUCUCAGUCUGCACAGAUUCGCGGCGUCCCUCGAGAAGAAGGCCACACUGCACUACUGUGGGGAAAACCUAGCCGAUAUGCUGGAACAGCUCUGCCAGGGAAGCUCCGGAAAACGCUCACCACUAGACACACCCGAGGAGUCCGACAUGGCGGUGUCACGUGGCUUUCUGCUGCCAUCGCUGCGCUCCUCCUUUGAGUUCUUACGACGGCUCUCCUCGCGAGGACAGCGGAGGAAGCGAGGAAUCGUGGACGAGUGCUGCACGCGGCCCUGUUCCGUCUCCACGCUCCGAGAAUUUUGUUAAAUCUACUCAGAACAGAACAUUUCUUGUGAUAGUGUCAAAAGUGAUAUUCCGCGAUCGGCGAAUGGAAGCCAAGGACGUGCUGUUAUUUUAAUUAAGCAAAGUAAUUGGAAAAGACAAGAAAUCGAGUGUUAUUGUACAUAAGUAUAUGUUGCACAUGUAACAGCACACCGGUAAGCCAGAUAAAAUCUGGCCUUUUUGUUAUGAUCUUUGCGUUAUAAUUUGUAGAUGCAUUGUAUUUUGUACAAGAGCAGAAUAUCUCAAAGUGGAUGAUGACUUGUCAAGCGGUCAAUUAGAACCUAGGAACGCCAAUCUGGGGAUGAUUUCGCUUAGCAUGCAUGCAUUAGCUCAGGUGUUGUGAUGUAAAACUGCUCGCUCGUUGGCAGAUUUGCAUCUGUAUGUACAAUAUGUGUACUGUCCACUGUGAGUCCCUCGUGUACCUUACCUAAUACACAAAACAUUUUAUCAGCAUGAA
Molecule: messenger RNA, 1104 nt
Organism: Amphibalanus amphitrite
Lineage: Eukaryota; Metazoa; Arthropoda; Thecostraca; Balanomorpha; Balanidae
Product: bombyxin A-7-like
Exons: 4
Coding region: 270-632 (120 amino acids)
Cellular component (GO): extracellular region
Molecular function (GO): hormone activity
Source: RefSeq, a predicted model, not a curated record